UUUAAAGCGCUGAGAGCGUGCGGUGUUUUAGUCGCUUUAGUCGCUUUUUUAAUACAAGCGCGUAAAUUAAAAAUAGCAAACACAUGUGAUUAAAUGUACACGUAAUUAAUAUAUACGUAAAAUAGUGUGAGGUGAAAACAAAAUGACAACAACAACAGCAACAACUACAGCCGAGGGCAGUGGAAUAGACACGGAACAUGCAGAGCCCAUGGAUGUGCGCAUCAAUAUGCCCUGGGGAUAUGUGGUAGGUCGUUGGUAUGGCAAUCGUCAGGUACGUCCCAUUUUGGCCCUACACGGCUGGCUGGACAAUUUGGGCACCUGGGACAAAUUGUUGCCGCUGUUGCCCAAGCACCUGGGCGUCCUUUGCAUCGAUUUGCCGGGACACGGUUAUUCCUCAAAGCUGCCGGAGGGGAUUGCGUAUCAUUUUACGGACUACCUGUGUGUGAUACUGCGAAUUAUGGAGGAAUACAAUUGGCAGAAGGUCUCCUUAAUGGCACACUCGAUGAGCGCCAUGUUGUGCUUCAUCUUUGCCUCCCUCUAUCCGCAUCGGCUGGACAUGCUGAUCAGCAUUGAUAUAGUGAGGACCCGAUAUCGUAAGCCGCCCUCACAAAUCGAUUACUUACGCACAAAUAUCGAGCGAUAUAUGAUCGAAGAUGAGCGUUUUGCGAAUGCCAAAAGAGAGGAACCACCAGCCUAUACCUGGCAGGAAAUGGAACUGGUGCUACACAAGGGAUCCUCGGGUUCCGUAUCCCUGGAGAACAGUCAUCACAUACUUGCACGGAAUGUGGCCAAAUCCACUAAAUAUCCCGACAAGUAUUUCUUUUCUCGUGAUGGACGUUGCAAGUAUUAUUUUGAAUUCCACACGAGUCCUCCGUUUGCCGCUGAACUGGCAAGGACUAUUCGCAAUGUGCCCUAUUGUGUGAUCAAGGGUUCCGAGUCGAAUUUCAUUGAUGAGGAGAGUCAGGAGGUGAUUGAUAUACUACGCUCCAAUAAUCCGCACUUUCAAAUCCACGAGGUGCCAGGCACACACCAUGUACACCUCAAUAAUGCCCCAGGUGUGGCAGAUAUUAUAAAUCCCUUCAUCAUGCACCACAGGCCGCCACAUCUCGAGACUUGGACUGUGGAUCCCGCUGAAUCCGCAGAGUUGCCCGAGGCAAUUCAACAAUUCGCUCUUCAGGUGGAUGAUGCCGAGAAUGUCAAGCGGAGAAAGAGAAAAAGCAACCUAUAGCUGUUGCACUCACAUCUGAGAGGCGUCGACAGCGCGAGAUGUUUUUUAAACCCAACCUAACUUGAGGACUAAAGGCUUUUCAAUCAACUAAAAUUGAUUAAAAUCAAGCCACAACUUAGAUUUAAUUUUGUUGUAAAGAAAAAUGUGAUUCAACAGACUUAAAACACUUUUGCUGCUAUUUCGCCAGCUUGCAUUACCUUUCAAUUCAAACUACAUUUAGAAAAUCUAUUAUCAUAAAAAAGAAUUUGA
Drosophila innubila is the source of this 1477-nucleotide messenger RNA. Its product is annotated as probable serine hydrolase. Lineage: Eukaryota; Metazoa; Arthropoda; Insecta; Diptera; Drosophilidae. Bases 143 to 1228 code for a protein of 361 amino acids. The record is from RefSeq and is a predicted model, not a curated record. The transcript is spliced from 2 exons.